UUAUAUCUCUUGGCUAUUCUUCUAUUACCAAGUACAAGAAAGGAUAUCAUGGAGGACGAAAAGACAAACAGGCAUGGAAAGAAGAAAAUGCAUCAUUCUUUAGGCACCUUAACUAUUGGUGGUGAAGGUGGGAUUACAGGACUUCUUGUGUUCGGUGGAGCAUUGGCCAUUGCUGGUUUUAUGGCUGUCACCUCUUUUGCGACCCAAAGAACUAAGAAAAAGGCCAUUCAUCCCUACCAACCUAUACCUCAACAUUUAUUAUUGGAUGACGAUCAAGACAUUCAAUAUUCAACAACCCAAGUUGAGGAGGAUGUCACAUCUUGCUGCAGCUGUUUGACAUCCAAUGUGUGUACCAAUACAGUUAGUUCCUCCGAGUUGCCCUCUGUCCAAUCUUUGAUUCCGGAAGAGAAAAUUGACAAUGAACCCAAUAGUGCGUGCUUUCACCAUCAAGAAAUUGCCUUCUCUGACUAUUCCCUCCCAGAAAGUGCAACAUCCUCAAACGAAAACGCUGUUGCUGAAGAAUGUUCGAUGUCAUUGUUUAACAACUCCACUGACCAUGAACAAGACGAAGAGAAGGAUGAAUCUCAAGAUGGCCUAACAUCCACAGAAACAGAGGUGAAGGACGACGAUGAUGUUACAGAGACCGAUGAAGAAGAUAGCUCAGACCUUGAUCACAACGAGGAGCUGAUAGAACAUGAAUUCAAGAAUUACUACUGCGAAAGCCAUGUCUGCAGUGACUUAUAUUCAGAUGGUUCCUACUAUGCUGAAAAUGAGAAGGCCAUGACAGUACCGAAAGAAGCAAUUUUUAACAGAACAUCAAAUUUCUCUCUGGUGCAGAAUGAUCAACCAUCAAUAUUUACAACCUGGAUUAUGCCCAUGAUGUUGUUAGGAUUGCUAAUGAUCCUAGUUUUGCUGACCAGUGGCCUACAGGAAUCUCUUUAUAUCCUUGAUGAUGGCGAUUCUAUAAUAGUCCCAUGAAGUGAAUUUAGGAUCAAUGUUUUGGUCUAAAAAGAAGAAUCAAUAUAUAAAACAUAUAUGUUCUGUUUUGUGAGUUAGUAUCAAUAUAUGUAUUUGUUCUAUUUCAAUGAGUUUUGAAAUGGACGUUGCUAUAA
This is a messenger RNA of Cicer arietinum (chickpea), 1112 nucleotides long. RefSeq lists its product as uncharacterized. NCBI's taxonomy places the organism in Eukaryota, Viridiplantae, Streptophyta, Magnoliopsida, Fabales, Fabaceae. The record is from RefSeq and is a predicted model, not a curated record.